AAUUACGCGCGGCACAUAACAACACGGUCAAAAUCGUGCCUUCGCACUGCAAGAACACAGCAGAGCGGUUCAGCAUGUCGGGCGCCAACGAGGACCUUGAGCCGGAGCACACGGAGGGCUUCAAGGUCGGUGAGAAGAAGACUAUUGAUGAGUACCAGCAACUAGACCAAAACGACGAAUCUCUGCGCAAAUGGAAAGAAUCCCUAGGUCUCGGCACGGGCACACCAAUCGGCGACCCCGAAGACCCCCGAAAAGUCAUAAUCAAAUCUUUGGGCUUGGAAGUCGAAGGACGUCCCGACAUCAUCAUCGACCUCAGCAAGCCGGGCGCGGUAGAAGAUUUGAAAAACCACCCCUUCACCAUCAAAGAAGGCGCAACUUUCCGCAUGAAAGCCCGCUUCAGCGUCAACCACCAGAUUUUGAGCGGGCUGAAGUAUCUCCAGGUCGUUAGUCGUGGGCCGUUGAAGAAUAAGAUGCAGGAGAUGAUUGGCUCUUACUCGCCUAGCACGACUGAUAAGCCGGAGUACGAGAAGAAGUUUGAGGCUGAUACCGCGCCAUCUGGAAUGCUGGGGAGGGGCAAGUACAAUGCGGUUUCCAAGUUCGUUGAUGAUGACAAUAUUACGCAUUUGCAAUUCGAAUGGAGUUUCGAGGUGAAGAAGGACUGGUAGAGGUAGAGGCAGAAAGAAAAGUAGGCUUGAUUUACUUCGUUCAAAAUGAGGCAUGAAUGAAAAUCCCGCGGGACUUUGAGAAUGAAGUGGAACCUCAUUUGCUUUCGCUCCG
Pseudocercospora fijiensis CIRAD86 is the source of this 777-nucleotide messenger RNA. RefSeq lists its product as uncharacterized. Gene Ontology annotation, biological process: Rho protein signal transduction. The transcript is spliced from 3 exons. Gene Ontology annotation, cellular component: cytoplasm; cytosol; membrane. The record is from RefSeq and is a predicted model, not a curated record. Lineage: Eukaryota; Fungi; Ascomycota; Dothideomycetes; Mycosphaerellales; Mycosphaerellaceae. Gene Ontology annotation, molecular function: Rho GDP-dissociation inhibitor activity; protein binding. The coding region runs from base 75 to 665 and encodes 196 amino acids.